Molecule: messenger RNA, 5478 nt
Organism: Lytechinus variegatus (green sea urchin)
Lineage: Eukaryota; Metazoa; Echinodermata; Echinoidea; Temnopleuroida; Toxopneustidae
Exons: 15
Coding region: 1-3489 (1162 amino acids)
Biological process (GO): regulation of DNA-templated transcription
Molecular function (GO): protein binding
Source: RefSeq, a predicted model, not a curated record
AUGGAUGAUUCGGGAACACAUGAUCCUCUUGAAGUGGCAACAUUUAUGAAAAACACAGCAUUAGUCGAAAUAAAGGAAACACUAAAGAAGAAGGAUACUGUUCAGAGCGUCCACUUUGAUCAAUGCGCAUGCGUGAAUGAGGAUGCGAUUCGAGAAUUAGUGGCGAUCCUUAACCCGCGAUUAAAAAGCCUGUGUGUCGUCUGCAUACCAGAUUUUACAAACAAUGCUGUGGCGAUCUUAUCAGAGCGAUGUCGUGAUUUGGAGUAUGUACGAUUUGACUCGUGCCCUCGCCUUGAUCGCUCUUCCUUCGAGCUGUUAGGAACCAACUGUAAGAAUUUGAAAUCGGUGAUCUUCUCACGGGAAGAUGGCGUGGAAUGGAAGUUAGUGGAUUCUGCGUUAGAUGCCUUAACAAAGUACUGUAAGGCUUCUCUCGAAGUGAUCAGCUUUGUGAGCUUCACACGCCUCACUGAUAAUGGACUUCGAAGUUUAAGCAAACAAUAUAGUGAUAGUUUGAACAAGGUUGAUUUUAGCUCAUGUGAAGCAAUUAGUGAUGAUGGACUUUACGCGUUGGCUGGUACUUGCACCAAACUGAAGCAUCUUGCUCUAAACAGGACUAGCAUUUCUGAUAAGGGUCUUGCCUACCUGGCUGAGAAGCGACGGGAUCUCUUAGAGUUGGAAGUAGGUAACUGCAUUCGGGUGACAGAUGCUGGAAUUCGAAGCCUUGCUCGAUUCUGCCACUCCCUUGAAUCAAUCAGCGUCGAGCACUGUAUCCAGAUAACUGAUGAAGCCUUAAAGGCACUAUCGGAAGGGUGCUUUCAACUCCAAAGGCUUAACUUUAGUCAGACCGGUCUGACAUGCGUGCCCAGUACUAUACUCAGCCUUGGCAGACUCAAAAACUUCCAGGUCCAUAUGUGCAAAGAGCUGAGUUCACCACCACAAGAAAUCAUCGAACGAGAAGUCGAUGGCUUGGUGGAUUAUUUCUGUGAGAGGAGCCUUGGCUUCAGACUUCGGUUGAUGGUGUUUGGACCUAGUGGCGGUGGUAAAACUAGCUUUGUUCAAUCCAUCUGCUCAGGAGUAGCACAGAAAGCAGAAUCACCUACUGAUGGAUUGGAUGUAACAUGUUGGUGGCCUUUCAGGGGAACCAAGAACGAUUCUCUGUUUCAACAUAAACUAACGGCCGGUGAGAGGAGCCUAGCAGUGGAAAUCUGGGAUCUCUCUGGAAGGCCAGUAUGUCAGCGAUGUCUUCACAUGUUCAUUACACCUGCUACUCUGCCAGUAAUUAUAUUUAACUUAGCUGAUUCUGAGAGCUGUGAUGCCGUAGUUCAGUAUGCUGACUUCAUACAGAGUAGGGUCCCAGGUGGGAACUUUGUCCUGGUAGGAACCCAUUCUGAUGAACUGUAUGCAGAGGAUAAGCGAAGUGGUCAAUCAAGAAGAGUACUUGAAGCUCUCAAUACUAGAAACGCUCAGUACAUAAAGGUCUACAAAGAAGAAAUAGCAAACAUUGAGAAGUUAUCGGGUAAGAAGACUCAACAGCAUUGUAAAGAUCGCAUCCAACAUCUUAAAAAGAGAUUGGAAGGACUACCAAAAGGUCCUCCACAACUCAUCACUGUCAGCACUCUAACAUCAAAGGGUCUUGAAGAAGCCAAGAAAGCAAUCCUAAGUACGAUCUUAGACAAGAAGAACUUCCCACAUCUUCGCUAUGACGUCAGACCAGAGACAACCAAGGUCUUUGAAGAAAUUCUUACUCUCCGGAAGAAAAAUGUCCUUCUGGUUCCCAAGCAUGAACUCGAUGCAAUCUUCAAACAAAAUGGCGUUCUGUCAUCAGCGGAAGGUAGCAAAGAUGAUGUUCAAUUCUUACAGGAUGCGGGAGCGAUCUACCCCUUUGCUUUCCCGACCGCCCGAGGAUCGGCAUAUAGCUCUGACAUCAUCUGCGUUGACCCAACAUCGAUGGCCCGUGCAUUACACGCAGUUCAUCUCGAUACCAGUUCUAAAGAUUUCCGUUUUGAGAGUAAGAGGUUCUGGCCUAAGGCUGCUACCACUAAGAAACCGGCACCAUCCGUUCUAGUUAAAGCAUUAGAAGAGGUAGCUACCCAAGGUCGUGUUAGAGAAUGCCUUCUUCCACUCCUAUGCCAGUCCCUACAACUUGAUGAAUCUCAGAUUCUUCAUUUGAUUGACCUACUUACCAAACUUGGUGUUCUUCUCAAGGAAACCAAGGAAUCUACUGAUGAUCAAUUCUCAUGUCUAGAGCUUCCUAGCUAUAGAUCUCUAUCUACUAGACUUGUCUACCAUCUUCCUCUGCUUGGACUCAUGCCACAGAAUGGACCGACAUUGAAUUGGACUCCGAAGCCCUUCCGUGGUGAUGUGCAGCUUGGAUGGAGAUAUAGGUUCCAACUCGGUACUCCACCUGGUCUAGUGGCACAGCUUCUUGCUUAUUGCAGAUCUAGAGUUAGGCAAACUUCUUACCAACAUCAAUGGAGAUCGGGACUCUUACUUAAAAUUGGACAGGCUCUAGUGAAUAUCAAUGAACCUGAGAUGACCGAGUAUUGUCCAUGUCUUGAUGUUGUUGGACGUGUUACAUCUGAUCUUGAUGAAGAAGGAGAUCAGAGAGCUACUGAGCUCAUCUGGGGAGCCAUCGCAAGAGUUCUUCUUAUUACUCAACAGUUUCUUCGAGAAUGGCCUGGAUUCUAUAACAUGGUUACUAUAACCCCAUUCAACAUGUUCUAUACAUGUAGUAGUUCAGAGAUUGAUGUAGCACCCGAGGUUCCUCUGCAGCUCUGCUUACAUACCUUGUUCACUGGAAACACUUCUAUCAACCUAUCACAGAAUGGAGCCAGCUAUGAGAUUGAUCUAGGACUUAUGUUCCCAACCCUUGGGGAACCAUCUCAAUCUGUUCAUGAAUGGCUAGAAACCUUAGCUCUUUCUGCUACUGAUGGCAAUGAAACAUGUCCAAGUCCAAUCUCAGAGACGCCCUCUACUCUACCUGAUCCAAGUAGACUCUCAGAAGAAGUCACAGGUAGCUCAGACUCCACACCACAAAAGGAAUCCAGUGAUGGUGCAUCAAGGGAUUCAUCAUCUCCAAUGGCUAAAGAUAAGAAGGUAGCUAAGAAGAAACCAGUAGAGAUCAAGUGGGAUCUAGUUGAAGAAAACACAACAAAGAUUAGUGAAGAGGAUGAGAUCAAGGAAGCAAGGAGGGUCGCCAAGGCUUUUGUAGCAGUCAUUCUUGCUGAAUCAAUGGCAAAAUACAUCUAUGAACAUGAAGGCAAUUCCAAUGGUCAUGCCCCUGGUGCUACUACCUCAAGUAGGAGUGCACGUCAUGCUGCUGCUAAAGCAUCAGCUGAAGCUGCCAGAGCUGCUCAGAGUGGCGAUGCUGAAGCAGCAGCUAAAGCUGUCAUUGCUGCGGUGAAGGCUGUUGAAGAUGUGACAAAUCCAAGGAAGAAUCAUACCAGAAUUAAAAGCCCAGUCAAGAGUAAAAUGUGCAUCAUCUUGUGAGUGUUCUAAAAGACUCAAAUUGCACUAUAGGUUGCAAUAUUGGUGCAAAAUACUGCUUGGUUAGAAGAGGUCUAGCGCAUUGCUGAUUCUGCUAAGUGUGUUAUUGUUGCAGAUUGGCUAAUAUUGUUAGAAUCAACAACUAUAAGUUCCUUUCCAUAUGUAUAUUGUUAUCUGUUGUGGUAAUUCCUGGAGAAGGUUAUCGUGUAUGACUUGACAAUUAUAGUUAAGAUAAAAAGGAUCAAUUAAGAUGACGAUAUCAGUAAAAUUACUUUCUCUUGAGUCACCAGGGUAUGUCAAUUUGGAUAAGAAAAACUAUCUUGCCAAUGGGGUACAAUAUUAGCAACAAGUAUAUAAAAAAUACAAAUUGGCUCAGUUUUGAAAAUAUAUCCUUCUGUUUAGUGAAGCCAAUAUAUUUUAAGAACACAGACAGAUACAUGUGUAUCUAUUUCUUUUAAUCUGCAUGAAUGAGAAGAGAGGGAGAAGGAAACAAAGAAUUCAAGCAAAAGGGGAACUUGGUCCAAUUAUCAGACAUCAGUUAGAAAAAAACAAUUAGCUAAAGGUAUUGUCCUCUGACUGGAAUAAAGACUAGAAAAUAUUCAACAUUUGUAAGUAUGAUAAGGAGGUUAGCAAAUCUCUUGGGAAUUAUUGAUCAAUCUGAUUUAGCUGCCUUCAAGAGAACCCAUUUCUCAGAGUAUUAUAUGAGUAGAAUAAUGAUAAAGUAGCAAGCCUAAUACUUUUUUUGGUUGAUAAAUGUGCGAGGUUUAAAGUGUACAAAUAUGACUUGUAUUUAAUCGGUUUUAUAUCAUGUAUAUUUUGUAAUUACACAGAUUCUUAUUAUUUUACUAGAGUAGAAUUAUAACAUUGGUUUCAGGGGCUGUGGAAGGGGGGGGGGGGGUGGGGCUGGGCUGAGUGGGCUUCAGUUAUCCACUUUUUUUUCCCAAAAGCAUAUACAAAAAUGUAAAAAUGACCAUCUGAUUGUGAUUUUUUGCAUGGUCAGCCCCUAACUUACGCCCCCCUAUUUUAAAAUUCAUUCUGUGGCCCCAGGGUUUGUACAAAGUGAAUGUCUUUAAACGGUCAGUGAACCUAUUAAAGUGGGUGUAAUAUGAACAGUGUACUUUGGGGCUAUACUGCAAGGAUUAUUGUGUUUUCUUCAAAAUGUAUAGGAUAAAGCUUUCAAUUGAAAAUGAUUAGCUAACAAAGAAAUAAAUACAUGCAAAAUGAAUGAAUUACAAGCUGUAUAAAUUAAGAAUAAUGAUAUGUAAAAUAAAGUACUAUCGGUAAAAAAAGUUAUUUCUAAGGAAUAUCAAUAGUUACCAGAUAAUAAAUACCAUAUUUUCUAGUGAGGAGUUUGAGCCCUAACCCACCAGUAUACUUGUAGUUUCUAAAAUUUAUUUUUAACAGUUAUUGUACAUGAAAUUAAAUACAGUCACAUAACUUUCAUUUGCUUUUAAAUAUAAAAAUUGUGUUCCAACACAAAAUUUUUCUAAGAUUCUCAAUGGCAUACAGUUUUAUUCCAAUUGAGCAUUUACCAUUUAUCAUGUAAAUUUAUUGACAAGCUUUAUAGAUUUUUUUCAAUGUGUAUAAUAAAGCAAAUUGCUAGUAUAAAGGUGACAUAAAUUCUAUUUUAUCAGAUGAAUUGUAGUUACUACAUAUUAUUUAACCUCACACUAAUUUGAUUCUGUCAAAUAUCAUUCCAAUUUUGUAUGAAUAAAUCGUAGUAAUUAGACUGUUACUACGAAUAUGUAAUUAAAAAAAACAACAUAACUUCAUUCUAAAGGCAUAUUACCGGUAUUGUGAUACUAUUGCAAACCAUAGAAACUUUUACUUUACACAUCUUGUUUUUUAAUAUCACAAAAUAUUCCUCAACUUCUCUGUAAGAAUCACAAUCUUGAGUGUAAUUUACUUAUUAAUUAUAUGUGAACUAUAUCAUGAAAUGUGCAAUGGAUACAAAUUUCAAUCAAAUGUAAACAAUUGUGGAAUAAAUGAAAA